AUUUCUGCCGCAUCCUCUGGUGUCCACUGCUCGCGUAGAGGGCUUCUUUAGAGUUUGCUUAGCGUGCGCUGCGAGUGCGUGUGGGAGUACCUGCAGCACAAGUGCCUUGCCGGGCUUCACAUGAGUCAUGACAAAUCAUAAGGAUAGAGCUUCACGGAAGAGGAAGAGAGCCGCCAUCGCGGCAUGUCGAGCACGGGCAGCAGCUGCAUUUUCACACCAUUCAAGGAAGGCGAAUUCGCCGGAGAGCAACAGAGAGCAACGCCAAAGCGCCGCCUGUACGCCAUGCUUGGACGACAGUGGUUUUGCCAGAGAGGAUGACGCAACGUCUGAAUACUGGGACAAUUUCGGCAUCGUCGAGGAGUCGCUGCCGGGCCUGAGUCUGGAGACAAGCGUCACAACUCAGCCAGAGGAGCCGAUCAUCACCGGAAGACGAGUUGUGUCGCUGGCCCAUUUCGUGAACGCUGUUCGUAGUCUCGACGACCACAGCUGUCCUAAGCUGACUGGACGUUUUGCACUCGUGAAAGAACGGAGACAAACGUAG
Molecule: messenger RNA, 541 nt
Organism: Rhipicephalus microplus (southern cattle tick)
Lineage: Eukaryota; Metazoa; Arthropoda; Arachnida; Ixodida; Ixodidae
Source: RefSeq, a predicted model, not a curated record